Angiostrongylus costaricensis is the source of this 489-nucleotide messenger RNA. The record is from the annotation of a GenBank genome assembly. NCBI's taxonomy places the organism in Eukaryota, Metazoa, Nematoda, Chromadorea, Rhabditida, Metastrongylidae.
AUGCGAGAGAGAAGCUUCGUCAAAUCAGAUCUUCUCAAGCAUGAUAGUUUUGACGAUGAUAGUGGUGAUAACAAUUUUGGUACAGGAGAGCUCGGUGGUGAGCAUGGUCCAAAAAUGACCGAAAAUUUUGUGAACUCUUCAGUUGGUGAUCACCACGAAGAGGACUUUAGAGCAAGAGGUUCCGAAAGAGCGAUGAACGAUGGAUGGGUGAGUCGUCCACGACGAAUCAGCGAUGGAACAAGAACGCAUUCGUUUUACAUCACCAUGUCGCUGCUAUUCUCAACGAUCUCCUCGAUCCAAUUGUUUCUUAUCAUUGUUUCUCUCUGCUAUCCUGAAUACCAUAUUGCAGCACCAUCACUUCGUUUUGUAGGGUGCUCUUCUUUCCGUGUAGAUAAUGCAAAACGUCACAGCACGUCAGUAAAGGCAACUGACCAGGAGGAACAUGAAGAAUGUGGCGUCGAUACCGUAGCCGCCGUCGAAUCGCAAUGA